This is a messenger RNA of Humulus lupulus (European hop), 645 nucleotides long. RefSeq lists its product as uncharacterized. The transcript has 2 exons. The record is from RefSeq and is a predicted model, not a curated record. The coding region runs from base 1 to 645 and encodes 214 amino acids. NCBI's taxonomy places the organism in Eukaryota, Viridiplantae, Streptophyta, Magnoliopsida, Rosales, Cannabaceae.
AUGAUUCCUCAUCACAGUCAAGAGCCAAAUCUGGUGAUAGGACCUCCAUCUUCAAAUGUGUCAGGUAAUUAUCAUUCAAAUCCUAAUUCUGAUCUAGAUCUAGAUGUUCCUAUUGCGUUGAGAUUAGGGACUAGGUCUUGUACCCAACAUCGUAUCUCCAAGUAUUUUUCUUAUUCUAAUCUAUCAUCCUCAUUCAAAGCUUUCACCUCCAGUUUGACAAGUGUUCUUAUUCCCAGGAAUAUUGAAGAAGAUCUUGGUGCUCCUGAAUGGAAAACAAUUUUACUUAAAAAGAUGAAAGCACUGAAACAAAAUAACACUUGGAGCCUAAUGGAAUUUACACCCGAUAAAAACAUUGUAGGGUGCAAAUGGGUGUUUACUAUCAAUGAUGAUAUUGGAGAAAUGAAUCUUAUCAAGAAAAUGAUGGCAAAGGAAUUUGAAGUUAAGGACCUUGGUGCAUUAAAGUAUUUUCUGGGUAUGGAAUUUGCAAGGAGCAAAAAGGGUAUUUCCGUGUCUCAAAGGAAAUACACUCUUGAUCUCUUAAAAGAAACAGAAAUGCUAGGAAGAAAGCCUAGUAAAACUCCUAUUGAACUUGGGAACAGAACAAAAAUGUUUGAAGGAGAUCUGGUUGACAAAGGAAGAUACUAG